Messenger RNA from Carassius gibelio (silver crucian carp), 576 nucleotides. Its product is annotated as acid-sensing ion channel 2-like. Lineage: Eukaryota; Metazoa; Chordata; Actinopteri; Cypriniformes; Cyprinidae. Gene Ontology annotation, biological process: sodium ion transmembrane transport. Bases 1 to 522 code for a protein of 173 amino acids. Gene Ontology annotation, molecular function: ligand-gated sodium channel activity. Gene Ontology annotation, cellular component: membrane. The record is from RefSeq and is a predicted model, not a curated record. The transcript has 5 exons.
AUGGCUGUAUAUCAUAAGUCCGAGUGCCAAGAGACCGCAUUUGAGGCAGGAGUGAGGGUGCAGAUCCAUAGUCAGGCAGAGCCUCCCUUUGUACAUGAGCUGGGCUUCGGAGUCGCCCCAGGCUUUCAGACCUUCGUGGCUACCCAGGAGCAACGCCUGACAUACCUUCCUCCUCCAUGGGGCGAGUGUGUGACCAGAGCCCUGGAUUCAGGCCUCUUUGAGGUGUACAGCGUGUCUGCCUGUCGCAUUGAGUGUGAGACACGCUACAUCAUUGAAAACUGCAACUGCAGAAUGGUCUACAUGCCAGGUGAUUCUCCGUACUGCACUCCUGAACAGUAUAAGGAUUGUGCUGAACCUGCUCUGGCUGCUCUGUCAGCUGUUGAAGGCACAAGCUGCAUCUGCAGGAGCCCCUGUAACAUGACUCGAUACAACAAAGAGCUUUCCAUGGUCAAGAUCCCCAGUAAAACCUCUGCUCGCUACCUGGAGAAGAAGUUCAACCGAUCAGAGAAGUACAUCACGUGAGUACGCUCCUCACCUCCAUGUUGAAAGUCACUUUCCCCUCGAAUACAUAAAAAC